Cetraspora pellucida is the source of this 365-nucleotide messenger RNA. The record is from the annotation of a GenBank genome assembly. NCBI's taxonomy places the organism in Eukaryota, Fungi, Glomeromycota, Glomeromycetes, Diversisporales, Gigasporaceae.
UUGGAGAUCUUGAAUUAUCUACAUUGGAAGAAAAAAAUAAAAGAAUUAAAUUAGAAAAAAAAAUUAAAAAAAUCAAAAAAAAAAUUACUAAUGAUAAAGGAAAACAAGAAAAAUAUGAUAGACAAUUAUCUUUACUAGAAACAGAAGAACAAACUACUACUAAAUUUGUUGAAUCUUAUAAAAAUUUAUGGGUUCAAGGUGUUGAAGAAGCAAUUGCUAGAGGGAAUAGUGUUUUUCCAGUUAUUGGUGGAGCUGUUGGUGGUUUGAUAGCUGCAGGUGUUGGGUAUACUUCUAUAGGCACCGUAACUGAAAUGUAUAGAAAUGAAAAAACUGAAAAGUUAUUAGAAAAAGCAUAUAAAAAAUAG